AGACAGAGACUCUACCUGUACCCGCCUGGCCGCCUGGUGAGCCAGUGCCAUGGAGAACUCGGUGUUCCUGGGCGCGGGCGCUUCCUAUGAGGCAGGCCUGGAUUGGCUCGGAGAGCCUGAGGAAAGCGGGGAGCAGCUGCCGAUGGUGGCAGCUAGCGCCUGCGGCCCUGGGCGGGGGCUCUUCACCAACGGCCGUCCACGGGCGGUGGAAGUGCUGAGGGACCGCAGCAUUGGCGCGGACGGCUUCUUGGAGGACGAGGAGGCAGAGCAGUUGGAUAGCCCCGUCUCGGACUUCCUUACCUGCGUGCUGUUCGGUGGCAAGUUCGGGUGGCUGCGGGACGAGUUCACAUCGGAUGGCGCCUUGCGGCCGCUGCGGGACACGCUGCAGCUGUGGUUGGAGGAGGGCCGAUGCGCACAGCACAUCGAGUGGGAUGAGAAUCAGAAGUGCUACACGUUGGCUGAGCCGCUGAAGAGCUACGUGGCUUGGAACGAUCCCAGCAACCUGGGUGCUAUGCCCAACGACGCGCUCUUUGACACUUGCGGGAACCAGGCAGAGUACAACAUCAAGGAUGCCGAGGUGAACAACCUCGUCAUGGUGCCCUGUGCACGUGCAACCGAAAAUGGUUUGGUGGAGUUCAAGAGCAUGUGGCUGUAUCCAAGAAAGGGUUGGUGCUGGGACGAGCCUCAAGAGCUCACUCUUGGCUACGGCUGGGAAGAGCCGGACUCCCCGAUGUGAUGGCUGACGCUACAAUUUCACCAGACCCCCAAAACCGAAAGCACAAUACCCCAG
Effrenium voratum is the source of this 790-nucleotide messenger RNA. The record is from the annotation of a GenBank genome assembly. NCBI's taxonomy places the organism in Eukaryota, Dinophyceae, Suessiales, Symbiodiniaceae.